GUGUGAUUAAGAUUAUUUGUUACAUAACUAGAUGUCGUAAUAGUAUCGCUAAAGUUUGAAUUCUGUUCUUUUCUUCUGAGUAUCAUUUUAAUACUGUUUGGUUCUAUAUUUUGCUGUAGAAUCCAGAUAUAUGAUGUAUGCCAUGAUUUGUUUUGUUCUUAGAAAACUUUGCAUGCCCAAAGAACACUGUUAAAUGUCCCGGUAGCUUUUGUUUGCCAUUGAAGUUUAUUUGUGAUGGACAAAUACAAUGUCCUGGUGGGCAGGAUGAGAUGGAAUGUGGCUGUCAGGACGAUGAUCGUGAAGUUUUACUUCUGUACGAUGACACGAUAAGCAAAGAUGAAAAACAGAAGAUACGGAAAAUUGCGGCACAGUUUUACACAACUAACAGUAUUGUUAGGGAGCUGCGCUAUAAGGCUAAGUAUCGACCAGACAAAUUUGAAUUUAACCAUCUUAUGCUAGAUAUUUCGGAUACAGUCGUUAAUCCAUAUAGCACCACCAAUAGGGAGAUUAUUUGCAACUACUCUAUAUUAGCAUCAGACUUUGUCAACAGAAUUAAAUUUUCCAAGACAAAGUCGAGAGGGAUUUUAUAUUUCCAAAAAUAUAAUGAAUUGGACUCUCUUGAUGGGAUGAUGUUUGAAAACAUAAGGUCAACGCCAGAGUUUCUGAUAUACAGAAUCAUACAGCGUCCAUUUGAUGAAAUGUUAAAUUUUGAAACAUAUCCAGUUGUUACAGAUAUAGUGAUAAAAUCUUUGGCGACAUUAGUUGCAGUUGGAUCAAAAUAUUUUCCGGCAUUGUGCAAAGAAGCAGCAAUGAUUUAUUGCCCAAAUGAGUAUAAAUGCGCGGCAAGUAAGACGUGUAUUCCUUUGGUGCAGAUAUGUGAUGGACAAGCACAGUGUUUGCAUGGUGAUGACGAACUUUAUUGUGAAUACACAUGUCCAGAAAACUGCACAUGCGUAGAAUAUACAACAAACUGCAGUUUCGCUGACAUAGACAGUAACACUUUACCUUAUGUGCACAAAAACUCCCGUUUGCUUGAAUUGAGCGCAAAUACCAGACUCCGAGACAUACUUGUAAAGCCAGUGUUAAGUUUCCCAUAUCUUAUAUCAUUGAAUAUUUCAAUGUGUAGCAUAGAGGACUUUACCGCAUAUGCAUUUAUCGCAUUAGCGAAUCUGAGGAUAAUGGACCUUAGCUAUAACAAAUUAAUCAAAAUUCCUUCUUUCGCAUUUAGCGGACUGAGUAAACUAAAAAUGUUGAACUUACUAGGAAAUGGGGACAUACAUAUAUUUGAGCCGAAUUCAAUGACCGGUCUACCCAGUAUAAGAAACAUUGAAAUUUCAGGUGCGAAUAUUUAUAAAAUUUCUUCUAACACAUUCGCUGGUUUAGAUCUUGAUGAAUUAAAAUUGUCUGAUGACAAUAUACAUGAAAUGGAAGACAACGUAUUCUCAGGUAUGAAUGUGAAAAUCAUCGACAUGGAAAACACUAAAAUAACAAUCUUCAAUAAAGGUUUAUUCCGCGGUGCAUCAGGAAUAACUUCCUUACAUACACAUGCAUUUAAAUAUUGCUGUGUUCGUCCGAACUAUUUAGCAGAUGCAGACUGUUUUCCUGCAAAAGACGAAUUUUCUUCAUGUGCAGAUUUGAUGCGGGUUUCUGCACUCCAAACAAUGCUUUGGUUUAUCGGAAUACUCGCACUGAUUGGAAAUAUUUUGUCUGUUAUUUACCGUUUAGUCUACGACAGAGAAAGGCUGAAACUGGGUUUUGGAAUAUUUGUGACAAAUCUUGCUGUAGCAGAUUUCCUGAUGGGAAUUUAUCUAAUACUCAUUGCAGUAGCGGACGCCGCAUACCGUAAUAGGUAUAUUUUUAUGGAUGACUACUGGAGGAAUAGCAUCUGGUGUACAUUAGCUGGAUUUCUAUCCACCGUUUCGUCAGAGGCCAGCGUUAUCUUUCUGUGUCUUAUUACAUUAGACAGGAUUUUAGUCAUUAAGUAUCCAUUUGGUCAAGUGCGUUGUAACAUGAAAAUUGCUGGAAUCUGUUCAGGUAUUGCCUGGGUGAUUUCAGGGUCCGUCGGCCUGAUACCAAUUUUAUAUAAAGAUUACUUUCAGAAUAAGUUUUAUUCAAAAUCAGGCAUUUGCAUUGCAUUACCGUUAACCAGAGAUCGGCCACCAGGAUGGUUAUACUCUAUCACCAUCUUUGUCGGAUUUAACUUUGUUACAUUCUGUUUAUUAGCCAUUGGACAGGUCAUUAUUUAUUCGGAAAUUAAAAAGGCAACCUCGGGAAUAAGACGGAUUACAAGACAGGAUAAAACUGGGUCAGCACGACGGAGAGAACUUACUGUGGCACGAAAUCUUUUGCUUGUUGUAACCACUGAUUUUCUCUGCUGGUUUCCUAUCGGUUGUAUGGGAACGAUGGCAUUGUCCGGUCACGUGAUUCCCGGUGAGGUGUAUGCCUGGACGGCUGUAUUUAUACUUCCAGUAAAUUCUGCGCUAAAUCCAGUUCUUUACACGUUAACAGCUAUUCUCGGAAAGAAAAAAGAGCACGUGCAACAUGAUGUACAGCAAGUUACAUCCAGCAACGUGCCUCGCAGAGUGAAGACAACGCUCAGAUUAUUUCGAUAUGGUCUCACAACGGCAAAUAGUCUUAAUCAGACAUUUGUAAGCUUAGACGAUCUUGGCAAACAAGACAUCAAUCUCACGUCAAAAGAUGUUCUAAAAAUUGUCAAGAAUUUGUCUCGGUGUCUCUACUUGUUACAUACAAAUUCACUGAUGGCGGAGCUAGAUAGAAAUGUCGUCUUUGUAAGCGUGGAGUACGGCGAGGUUACUUGUGACGUGCAAAUUAGGCAAGACCCGACACAGUGCUCUACUAACAAACUGCAAAAGGAUAAUAUGUCUCAACUAGGACAAGUUGUUCGAUGCCUGCUGGUAAUGUUGCAGAAGAAUAAAAGAGGAAAAUGUGCAUGAUAUAGUAUUAAUAAGCAGUGUUUGGGAAGUUCUUAAACAUAACAUUGAUUUCCAGAGGGUUCUACAAAUAUUUUGUAAAAUAUGUCACAUCAACUUUGUUCAUAGAGUCUAAUGGUACAUGAUGUAGGACUGAAAUACCGGUUCCGUAUGUUUUUUAUUGGUGUCAUUAAUGGGUUUUACGGCGCAUGUGUUUAUUGUAUUCAACGGUGAACAUUACAUUUCUUAGAAGGGUAUUUCAGAUAAACAAUUUUGCGACAGCUUGGAAAUUAAGUACUUUCUUUAAAUAAUUAUAUUGAUUUGUAUAUAAGAUAUAAAUAUAGCCUUUUUCUCAUUUCCAUUAUAUUACUUAGGUAUCCUUGGCGAUAAUGUCAAUAUUUCAAUUUUUGAGAAACUCCCUUUUUAAUAUUUUUUUGUUUAAAUGUUGUCUGUGUAGGUUUCUCAAACAAACAUGGUACUGCAAUAUAGUUUAUAUGAUACUUUUGAAUAUAUACAUAUUUGUUUUUAAUUUCUGUAGUUGAACGAUUCACUGUUACUGUAUGUGAUUAUACCGUUAGAUAUUGUGAUGUGUUUUGUACCGUUAUGGUAGAUAAAUUUUAUUCUUGACCAUUAUCCUUUUUAUAUAUAAAUCAUUUAAAGUUGUUUUCUAAUUAAUGUAGUAUUGUGAUCGACACGUAUUUAUAUUUCAAUUUUAACUAUUAUUACACUUUUAGAAUAAUUUGAUUUUUAUGUAUAUAUUUUUCAAUGCGAGAUUGUAUUGUUUCUAUACAGAUAUUUUAUGCGAGGGAUUGAUUGAUUGAUUUAUUUCGGCAAAGGAAAACAUAUAAUGGUUUACAAAACAUUCUUAUAAUGUUAAAAUUCUAACAUAUUGAAAUAUUAAAUAAAUAAAUGAAUAAAAAUGGAUAAAUAAAUAAAUAUUAAAUAAUACAAAAUUAAACCAUGAUAUGCAUCCAAUACCAAGGAUAACACAAAAAAGCGCCAGCGCUUGUUUCCAUUGUGGGAGAAGUAUAAACAUGUUUGGUAUUGAUUUAUCUGGUUGAUAGUACCUUAAGAUAAUUAGAGACUGUCUCAAAUGUGCAUGAAUGUUUGUCUCUAAGUAUCGUAAUAGACUCCGAAAUUACAACUCAAAAUAAGGUCGAAUUCAAUAUGUUACCGUCGACCAUCAAUACGGAAAUGUUCCGAAAAGCAACAUAAUAUGCACAUUUUAUUCAAAAUAUUAGCCGACAUCUGUACUAUAAAAAGUUCUACAAAAAGGUUAUCGUUGUCAUAUUUCGGUGUACAGUAAACUUUAUUUGGGAUCAGCCGACCUUCAGUUAUAUACAAAAUGAACCUAAGAACAGUUCUUAAGGUCUAGAAUGACGGUUUUACAUAAAAAGGAACAAUAUAAAAUUAUCUAGUCAGUUUGAUUUUACAAGUACCAUCUUGUUGCCAUACCGAAUAUUGCCCUAUGAUAGCCCUCCAGAUGGUUAAACACCAUUAGUACCUCACAGAGGUUAAGAAAUGCUACACGUAUUGUUUUCAUGCAUUUGCACACUGUCCGAGUACCAAACUACACAUAAAAAUGUUUAUUUAAGUUUUCAGCCAAUAUUACCUUCUGGUUAGCCGCAAUUUGCAAAGAUGUGCUAACUUGGAACACAAUGUACAUGCUUUAUACAUUUUUGGAGAAAGGUAUGUGUGAUCAGUGAACGAUUGAAUUAUUUACCCUUUCAAGGAUGACGUCUCACAAAAUGUUCCCAACACUGCUAAAACAAAUCUCAUCUGUAUUUUUAAUUACUAAUCAUUGUGACUAUAACCUUGUCCGACAUCAGUACAUCUAGUAACUUAUUAACUUUAGAUAAUGGCUAAGUGUCUGUUGGCCGGACCUAGAGGUUAACUGUGUGUCUAGAGUUCCGAUAGCCGAUAAAGGAUUUCUUCGACAAAAGGUAGCACUAUUUCUCUGAACAAUAUACUAAAUCAGGAGCAUCGACUUACUGAAGUUAACCCGCCCGCUUGGCUCAGUAGGUAGAACGUCGGUCUACGGAUCGCGGGGUCGUGAGUUCGAUCCUCGGGCUGGGCGUAUGUUCUCCGUGACUAUUUGAUAAACAACAUUGUGUCUGAAAUCAUUAGUCCUCCACCUCUGAUUCAUGUGGGGAAGUUGGCAGUUACUUGUGGAGAACAGGUUUGUACUGGUACAGAAUCCAGGAACACUGGUUAGGUUGACUGCCCGCCGUUACAUGACCGAAAUAAUGUUGAAAAACGGCGUUAAAUCCAAAACAAGCAAAACAAAAUUACCGAAGUUAAUUUCCUUGCCAACAGCGGCCUCUAAGUACAAUUUACCAACAGUUUUAGGACGGAUUACACCAAACCGGAAGUGACUACUCAGUGUUACAUGUGAAGUAAUCCAAAAUGUAGUUCGAUGCUAUGGAUGAAAUAUGUUGUAAUGAGUGACAUGAGGAGGUGACAGUUAAAUUUUUGGCUUAUGUUUAUUGCUUAUAGUAUUGAGAAUAGAUCUAGACCAUUUUCAUUGUAAAUUUCUUGGAAUAAGUUUUAUUCUUUGCGAAAAAUGUCUACCUACGCGUAAUUGCUAAACGGCUGUUUUCAUGGGGGCAUUUUUAGAGGGUGAUGUUUGUCAGAACAGAUUAUUUUUCUUAUAUACAAAUAACAUGUCAAUAUUUUUGUAUUUUUGAUAAGAAGACAUGUUAUACUAAAUGACCAUAUAUGGUUUUCAUAUCAUUGAAAUGCUGUAAAGUGCUGAAAAUGAGGUCUGAAUGUUUUGUUAUUAAUAUGAAAUAAAUAAGGAAUUGAAUUGGUAGAAUGUAACCUUUUUAGCACUCUGACAUUAUCGCAAAUGCAUAUGAAAGAAGACUUAGACCAGUUCUCCAAGCAUGAUGGAGUAUCUAAGGUGUUAAACUGUCUGAAAGUGUAUCCCUUUUCUUGGUUCAUAUUCAAGAAUACAAAAUAUAUUGCCAGUAUGCAGUAAAAUAAACAUGUUUAUGCUGAACAACAAGUUUUAUAUGUUGUAGUGAUAUUCAGUUUCAUGUAAAAACAUCCAUCUAACCGUUUUUUAAGACAUUUACAUCCGAAGUGUUCCAGAGAUAAGACAAAAGGUUAUUAAAAGGGUAGUUACAAUCAGUUACUUUUUCAAUUAAAUACUGAACAUAUAUUUUUUUUAUUUUACAUUACAUAUAAUUGUAAAUUAAUUGUAUUGUUUGUAAGAUAGUAUGCGUGUAAGUAUUUAAUUCGUUCAAACAAGGAGUAAACCUGUAUACCCUGCUGAAAUAGGUUUUCUUGCUUGUCAAUAUCACUACAUAGACGGCUCCCCAAAACAGAUUAAAGAUGCUGCGAUAACAUAUGAAUUAUCCUGCACGUGCUUUAAUGAAACAGGUGCUGUAAAACUAAAUAUCUAGACAUGCUAAAGUUAUUCAUUAACAUGAUUCGAGUCGGGUAAAUUUGCUCAAUUUAAAACGUGUAAGUGUACUUUUACUGGUAAGGCCAUUUUUCACCAACAACAUGGAACUACAUUUAGAACUACCUCGAUCAC
Mercenaria mercenaria is the source of this 6471-nucleotide messenger RNA. Its product is annotated as G-protein coupled receptor GRL101-like. The record is from RefSeq and is a predicted model, not a curated record. Gene Ontology annotation, biological process: G protein-coupled receptor signaling pathway. The coding region runs from base 270 to 2954 and encodes 894 amino acids. Gene Ontology annotation, molecular function: G protein-coupled receptor activity; protein binding. Gene Ontology annotation, cellular component: membrane. NCBI's taxonomy places the organism in Eukaryota, Metazoa, Mollusca, Bivalvia, Venerida, Veneridae. The transcript has 8 exons.